Messenger RNA from Candidozyma duobushaemuli, 540 nucleotides. RefSeq lists its product as uncharacterized. The record is from RefSeq and is a predicted model, not a curated record. Lineage: Eukaryota; Fungi; Ascomycota; Pichiomycetes; Serinales; Metschnikowiaceae. The transcript has a single exon. Bases 1 to 540 code for a protein of 179 amino acids.
AUGAGCGAUUCAGGCUUGGUAGUGAAUAACGUGACGUACACCGGUGUGCUGGCAUCGGAAUUUGUGUCCGAAUGGAAGUCGUUCUUGAGUGAAGUUCAAUACACCUCUCACCGACUGGUUUACGACUCUGAAUUUAGCUCUGCAGCCUUUAAUCAAGCAUUCUCAACUAUACUUACAUUUGCGUAUAACGAUUAUGCUUGGGAGACCUUAGAAUACGGAUAUGCGAGUCUUAAAUUCAAAUACCCAGAUGUGGCGCCGAUCACUUCGACCGGGAGAAUCAUCGAUGAAUUCACUAAAGGUAAUCCUUCAUUUGCAUCCGUGAUAAGUGAACAAGACAUUCUGGCGCUGCUGCGCGUGGAGAGUGUGAAAAGUGCUGUUAGGGCCAACAUGACACUGGACGCUAGUUCAAGCGAGGUUAAGCAGCUGAGUUCAAAGACAUCUUCCGGUCACAAUACGACUUCUGAUAGCAACGCAGCAGCUCAGGUCGGCUACUAUGCCGCUGGCGGAGUGGCGGGAAUGGUUGCUCUUGCGUUGUUGUAA